AUGGAAUGCAUCCCAGUUCUCGCAAAACGUGAACAAAUUGCUGAAGACAUUUUGACAAAUAAACAACUGGCAUGUUUUUCCUAUAAUAUUGCAUAUUAUGAUCGAACGCGUAAUGUUAACAGGGAAGCACUCAAUAGAAUAAAAAAAGAGCUUAAGAAUGAAAACAAAGUUUGGGUAAAUAUCGGAAAUUUCUUUAUUAAGAUGGAGAAAGAAAGCGUAAAGAAUUAUAUUGAGGAAGACCAGCAGAAUCUUGAAAGAGAAAUUUCGAACUUGAGAGAAUCUGUUAAACGAAAAACUGCCGAAUUAGAGAAAUUAGAGACUGGUGAAAAUAAAAAGAUGAAGGGAUUUGAUUUGCGGGGAAUUAGUUCAGAUGAAUUAUAUAAAAUUACAGAGAAAAAAAAUUAG
This is a messenger RNA of Acaulospora morrowiae, 405 nucleotides long. The record is from the annotation of a GenBank genome assembly. Lineage: Eukaryota; Fungi; Glomeromycota; Glomeromycetes; Diversisporales; Acaulosporaceae.